CACACAUCGCUCAUUCGUCCGUUCGUUGGUUAGUUCGUCCUUCGCUCAAUAGUCAGUCACACACUCGACCGCGUGGUCGACUCCGGCACUCAUAAUGGAGGCGAAUCGUGAAUUCUUUAAUGAAAUUAUUGGCAAUAUUGACGACUUAUUUGGUCAGGCGCAAACCGUUAGCUUUCAGGCUAAUCCCAUCUUCAAAACGGAACAGGGCAAAUAUCUGGCAGACUCUCUCGCUGAUCCACUGAUCAAAGCUCUCACGGAGAUUGCCAAUAAGCGACCCAAAGACCCGGUGGCCUAUCUGACCGGCUAUCUGCAGCACUUCAUAGGCGAACGCAAGCCCCUCACGCAAGUGGAAGUGCACACGGGCACCUCCUCCUCCAACCCGAUGGCGAAAGCGCAGCCCAAGCUGCUCAGCAGUCGCAAUGGCAUCGCCAAUGCCGAUCUCAUCGAGCUGGAUGCCCGUUCGCUGGCCGACCAGGAGGAUGCAGACGGAGCUCUGGCCGUGCAGCACAUGGAGGAGCGGGACGAGCAUGGCCAGAGCAUGCUGCACUUUGCCUGCGCUCGGUCUCAUCGCCGCGGGGCACUGUACACGCUCAUCGAGGAGUCUGGCAUCGACAUUACCUACCGGGAUGAGCUCUACCGCACCGCGCGCGACGUCUCCCUGCAGGCCAAUCAGCCCAACAAUGCGGCAGAGAUCGAUCGCUAUAUACUGGCGCAGGCAGCCAUCGGCCAAGUGGAACCCUUUGAUCAGCUGGCGCUGCAGGGCUACGAUCACAUCCUGGACAUUGAGGAUGAGAGCGGCCAGUCCAUUGGGGAUGUGGUGGCCACGCGCCAGCACACGGCGCUGGCCGAGUUUCUGGACGAGCUGCGUGGGCUGGAGGAGACGCGCGAGGAGCUGCACCAAAUGAUCCGAGAGAACAACAUGGAGCGAGUGAAGCAGCUCACCGCAACGGGCUCCAAUGUCAAGUGGUUGAUCAAGACCAAGAACUAUUAUGGUCGCACCGCUCUACACAUAGCCGUGCUGAAGGAGUCCGAGGAAAUGGUACAGCACCUGGUGAAACUCUGUCCCGAAACACUGAAGAUCACGGACAAUCUGGAACGCACUGUGCUGCACUAUGCCAUGGGCACCAACUCACUGGAGAGCGUCAGUCGCAUACUGAUCCAGAAUGGGGCCAAGCGCACCGCCAAAGAUUUGAAGGGCCGUCAGCCCAGCUAUUACUUCAUCAACAAGGCGGACAUACUGCGGCUGCAGGAGGAGGAGGAGGAGAGUCGCUGAAGAUCCACUCUAAACUCAAGCAAUAUU
Drosophila subobscura is the source of this 1300-nucleotide messenger RNA. RefSeq lists its product as uncharacterized. NCBI's taxonomy places the organism in Eukaryota, Metazoa, Arthropoda, Insecta, Diptera, Drosophilidae. The transcript has 6 exons. The coding region runs from base 95 to 1273 and encodes 392 amino acids. Gene Ontology annotation, molecular function: protein binding. The record is from RefSeq and is a predicted model, not a curated record.